This is a messenger RNA of Jatropha curcas, 3297 nucleotides long. It is a transcript of the gene DRP3A, whose product is annotated as dynamin-related protein 3A. Gene Ontology annotation, cellular component: mitochondrion; microtubule; cytoplasm. The record is from RefSeq and is a predicted model, not a curated record. NCBI's taxonomy places the organism in Eukaryota, Viridiplantae, Streptophyta, Magnoliopsida, Malpighiales, Euphorbiaceae. Gene Ontology annotation, biological process: mitochondrial fission; peroxisome fission. Gene Ontology annotation, molecular function: GTP binding; GTPase activity; microtubule binding.
UUUAAACCUUUUAACGCUCACCGUUCAUUAUAGUCUCUGACCCACGCACAGCAGCAGCAACAGGCCAACAUAACAACUACUCAAACCUCAGUCCAUCUCAAAUCACCCAUCCGAGAUCCUGCUAAACGCACUCUCUCUCUACACAAUUCAAACAAACAGAAAUUUAUAUAUUUUUCAUUUAUCUCUCUAACAAGUUCCAAAACCCUAGGGUUUUCACUGGAUCCGUCAAUGGCUGACGAACCUGCAUCGCCGUCUCAGGCGUCGCAAUCUCAGGCUGCGCCACUCGGGUCUCCGGUGAUACCGAUAGUGAACAAGCUGCAGGAUAUAAUCGCGCACCUCGGAAACCAAUCGUUCAUAAGCCUGCCGCAGGUGGCGGUUGUGGGGAGUCAGAGCAGCGGAAAAUCCAGUGUGUUGGAAGCGCUUGUAGGGAGGGAUUUCUUGCCCCGUGGAAAUGAUAUUUGCACUCGGCGGCCGCUGGUUCUGCAGUUGUUGCAGAUUAAGAGGAAGGGCGAUGGCAGCGAGGAGGAGUGGGGGGAGUUCUUGCAUCUUCCUGGCAAACGAUUCUAUGAUUUCUCUGAGAUCCGGAGAGAAAUUCAAGCUGAGACAUCCAAGGAAGCUGGGGAUAACAAAGGUGUCUCAGACAAGCAGAUUCGCUUGAAAAUUUUUUCACCUAAUGUUCUUGAUAUCACACUUGUUGAUCUACCUGGAAUAACAAAGGUUCCUGUGGGUGAUCAACCUUCUGAUAUUGAAACACGAAUUAGAACCAUGAUUGGCUCCUAUAUCAAGCAAAAAAGCUGUUUGAUUCUGGCUGUCACAGCAGCAAAUUCAGAUUUGGCAAACUCAGAUGCUCUUCAAAUGGCUGGAAUGUAUGAUCCUGAUGGUGUUAGAACUAUUGGAGUAAUUACAAAGUUGGACAUUAUGGACAGAGGUACCGAUGCUCGUAAUCUUUUGCUAGGAAAAGUGAUCCCCCUUCGGCUUGGUUAUGUUGGUGUCGUUAAUCGUAGUCAAGAGGAUAUUAUGCUAAAUCGGAGUAUCAAGGAUGCACUUGCAGCAGAGGAGAAGUUCUUCCGCAGCCGUCCAGUAUAUAACAGCCUAGCUGACCGUUGUGGUAUUCCUCAGUUGGCAAAGAAAUUGAAUCAGAUUCUUGUGCAGCAUAUCAAAAGCAUACUGCCCGAGCUGAAAUCAAGAAUAAGUUCUGAACUGGUUUCUGUUGCAAAGGAACACGCAAGCUACGGGGAAAUCACAGAAUCAAAGGCUGGUCAGGGAGCUCUUCUCCUAAACAUACUUUCAAAAUAUUCUGAGGCAUUUUCUUCAAUGGUAGAGGGUAAAAAUGAAGAAAUGUCAACAUCUGAGCUGUCUGGUGGGGCACGUAUUCAUUAUAUAUUUCAAUCCAUCUUUGUGAAGAGUUUAGAGGAGGUUGAUCCAUGUGAGGACUUGACUGAUGAUGACAUUAGAACUGCCAUUCAGAAUGCAACUGGUCCUAAAUCUGCACUAUUUGUACCAGAAGUGCCUUUUGAAGUUCUUGUUCGAAGGCAAAUAGCUCGCUUGUUAGAUCCUAGCCUCCAGUGCGCUAGGUUUAUAUAUGAUGAAUUAAUGAAGAUUAGCCAUUGCUGUCUGGUAAAUGAACUGCAAAGGUUUCCUGUUCUAAGAAAGCGUAUGGAUGAAGUUAUUGGAAACUUUUUGCGAGAUGGUCUUGAACCAUCAGAGACAAUGAUUGGCCACAUUAUUGAAAUGGAGAUGGAUUAUAUAAACACCUCACAUCCAAAUUUUAUUGGCGGUAGUAAGGCUGUGGAGAUUGCACUGCAACAAGUCAAGUCUUCUAGGGCUGUUCCUCUCUCUUUGAGACAAAAGGAUGGUGCAGAACCUGAUAAGGCACCAGCAUCAGAGAGGACCCUCAAGUCUCGGGCUAUUCUUGCCAGACAAGUAAAUGGAGUUGUUGCUGACCAGGCAGUAGGUCCUGUAGCAGAUGCUGAGAAAGUCACAGCCCCUGGGAACUCAAAUGUUUCAAGUUGGGGUAUUUCAUCAAUUUUUCGUGGGGGUGAGAACUCUCGUUUGUCUGCUAAAGAAAGCUCUACAACCAAGUCACAUAUUGAACCUGUUCACUGCAUGGAAACUUUUGAGCAAAGCUUUUCUAUGAUCCAUUUAAGAGAGCCUCCAACUGUUUUGAGACCUUCAGAAAGUCAUUCGGAGCAGGAGGCUAUCGAGAUUGCCGUCACUAAAUUGCUAUUGAGAUCGUAUUAUGACAUUGUUCGGAAGAAUAUCGAGGAUUCUAUACCAAAAGCAAUCAUGCAUUUUUUGGUGAAUCAUACAAAGCGUGAACUGCACAAUGUCUUUAUUAAAAAGCUCUACAGAGAGAACCUGUUUGAGGAGAUGUUGCAGGAACCUGAUGAGAUAGCCACAAAAAGAAAACACACUCGAGAUAAACUUCGAGUUCUUCAACAGGCUUUUAGGACAUUGGAUGAAUUGCCAUUGGAAGCUGAAACGGUUGAAAGGGGAUAUAGUUUGGGUGCUGAUACAACAGGUUUGCCAAAGAUCCGUGGACUGCCAACAUCAUCAAUGUAUUCUAUUAGUAGUGGGUCCAGUGAGUACUCGGCUUCUCCUAGGAACACAAAGUCUCGCAAGUCAUCUCACUCAGGGGAGCUACAAUCUCAUUUUUACGCUAAUGCAGAAUCCAAUGGAAGUGGACAACCUUAUGUUCUCUAUCCAACUGUUGAUUAGUAAGCCACCUGAAUAAGCAUAUACUGCUUUUGAAGUUUCCAGUUAUUAAUAUAUCCAUUUGAUUGCCAAGCCUCUCGGUUACUGAAAUUUCAACUCUCAGAGUUGGCUCAUUGAGCUUUACAAGUGCAUACCAGUUGUCUUUUGCCCAUUUAGUUUCUCUGAUGGAGAAUAGGUUUAUAAUUGCAUAAUUAUUAUUUUUUUUUUACAAGGCUUCAGAAAAUAACAGGGAGCCAAUAGCAUUUUCCCCCAUCAGAAGCUGAAAGAGCUCUCAAUAUAUACACAUUCACUAUAUUUUGACCAAGUUAUUAUCUCUUUAGAUUUGUUUGCCUCGUUGAAAAGUGUUUCCCAGUUCCAGCAGGGAUCAUUGGUUAAUGUCUUCAUUAUCAUCUAAUAUUAAUCUUUACUGUCCGAUUGAUAAUGUGAUUGUGUUAACAAUAUCUACACUCAUUAGUGUUUAUAUUCCUAGGUUUCCAAAUAUUUGGUUCCUGUCUUCUUUCUUUUUGAGUUGUUCACAAUUGAGUUUAUUCUCAAAACUUUUUGUGCAGAUUUUGGAAUUUGUAUAGUUAAAGGCGGUUUUGA